AUGGAGGCAAGAGCACCACCAAGUAAAGUAUUAUUCAUCAGAGAUAUUCCACCAAGUAUCUCGAAUGAACAGUUUGAGAAUCUAUUUCAAACACUUCCUGGUUUCGUUUCAAUUAGAAGAAAACCAUUCUUUGCAUUUGUAGAGUUUAAAGAUAGUGGAUAUGCUACAAGUGCCAUGAGAAGACACAAUGGAUAUAGACACCAUCCAGCAGACAAACCAUUAGUAAUAGACUUUGAUAAAGAUCCAAGAUCAAGAGAUGAUUUCAGUAGUUCAACAACCAGUUCAUCAUCAACAUCAUCCAACUAUCCAUCAGCAUCAUCAUCAACAUCAUCAUCAUACUAUAGAGAUCUAGAUAGAGACAGAGACAGAGAUUUAGAUAGUGUUAGAAGAGGCGAGAGUAGAGGAAGUGCAAGUGAGAGCAGCAGUCAUCGUGAUGCCUACAGCAAAGAGUCGUCACGUGGUAUUAGCGACAUGGAGAGAGACGACAAGGAUCUCGAAGAGUCGAGAUUCCACGAUCGUGACGACGACCUCGACGACACCGACCGUUCCGACAAGCAUCGACCAAAGCGUGAGGCUGAAAUCCUCCAAACUCACUCCUCACUCGACAUUGACAAGAAGCGACCAAGAGAUUUCGAUAGAUUCGAAAAAGAUCGUGGUAGAUAUAGAGAUUUAGAUGAAUAUCCAAUGAAGAGAGGUGGUGGUGGUGGUGGUGAAUUCCAUUCCAUGCAUCAUACUCCACCCUAUGGUGAGACGACUGGUAUGCCAUACUUCCUCCCGACCAGACCAUCCUAUGACCUUAAAGAUGCAUGUUCAACAUUGUUUGUAUCGAAUCUACCAAAAGAUGUUACUGAAAGAGAACUAUCAAUUCUUUUUAGAUUUAUGAGAGGAUUUAUCAAUGUUAGAUUGGUACAGAGAGAAGGUAAAUAUCCAAUUUGCUUCUGUGACUUUAGAGAUACCUUAUCUGCUGCCGGUGCAAUGGAGAUGUUGAAUGGUUUCAAAAUGGAUACCAAAGAUAUUUCAUCUAGUAUCUCAAUUGAAUUCGAUAAAUCAAGAACUCACAGACCAUAA
Heterostelium album PN500 is the source of this 1068-nucleotide messenger RNA. Its product is annotated as RNA-binding region RNP-1 domain-containing protein. The record is from RefSeq and is a predicted model, not a curated record. The coding region runs from base 1 to 1068 and encodes 355 amino acids. The transcript is spliced from 5 exons. Lineage: Eukaryota; Evosea; Eumycetozoa; Acytosteliales; Acytosteliaceae. Gene Ontology annotation, cellular component: U1 snRNP. Gene Ontology annotation, biological process: mRNA splicing, via spliceosome. Gene Ontology annotation, molecular function: U1 snRNA binding.